Lichtheimia ornata is the source of this 669-nucleotide messenger RNA. RefSeq lists its product as uncharacterized. Lineage: Eukaryota; Fungi; Mucoromycota; Mucoromycetes; Mucorales; Lichtheimiaceae. Bases 1 to 669 code for a protein of 222 amino acids. The record is from RefSeq and is a predicted model, not a curated record. The transcript has 4 exons.
AUGCCACACAAAAAAGCAAAGGGUCCAAAGCGGAAACAGGGAGAGGUCGAUCUACCGGUGGACACUACACAAUCGGACGACACCCCCAAAUCGUUCACUCGAUUGAUGAGAUAUAAGGAUAUUACCGAGCAAAAACGCAAAGAAAAGAAGGAACAACAAGCGAAAAAGAAAGCCAACAAAGACAAGCAAGAACCACUCAAGCCAUUUGAAGGCGAACGACUGAGGGAUUUUACCCAGCGUGUUGAAAUUGAAUAUCAAAAGCAGAUCAAGGAAGCCAAGCCUUUGAGUGCGAGGAAACGACGUAAUCGGGAGGCUCGUAAGGAGAAGGAACGAGAAAAGAAGCAGCGACAAGUGGAAAAGUAUGGUGGUCGAGACUUUGAUGAUCUUCGAGACAAUGUCAAAUUUGGUGAAGUGGCGGAUGCUCCUCCAGUGUUUAACAAACUACCAAAAGCUCGUGGUCGAGGCAAAGAGACACUUGAAGCAAAGACACGACAAGCAACCAAGGAUGAAGAACGAAUGGAACAAACCAAGGCAUCCAAUAAGCGGAAGCUUCAAAACAUGAGCAUGGCAGCACGACAACAAUUAGAAAAUGAACGUGAUCGAGCCAUUGAGAUGUAUCGAGCAAAGAAAGCCAAAAAGAUGGCAGCAUCAGGAUUGACACCGAUUUGA